This is a messenger RNA of Saccostrea cuccullata (small rock oyster), 485 nucleotides long. RefSeq lists its product as uncharacterized. The record is from RefSeq and is a predicted model, not a curated record. Lineage: Eukaryota; Metazoa; Mollusca; Bivalvia; Ostreida; Ostreidae. The coding region runs from base 144 to 485 and encodes 113 amino acids. The transcript has 2 exons.
CUUAUUAUUUGGGGAGUUGAUACCUAAACAAAAAUUGUACCAUGAUUAUUUUUUUUUUACCCCGGUGAUACACAGGUAAAAUUUCUCAAAUACGAAACUCAGGUAGAUCGGUCCGAUAUGAGUUAUCUGCCCUUUAGUGGAACAUGGCGUCGCCCAUGCUGUACGAAUCUACCGAAAGUGACACGGACGAAAGCAUACCAGAAAUCGACUUAACUAUUAAAAUGACUCUGCAGCCGUAUCAAUACGAGCCAGUUAAAAGACAAGAGACAGCAAGACAGCCACUGGAUGAUGAAAGUGACUCGGGGCAGUCGGCACAAGGCAGCGUCCAUAGCGACGAUGAACACCUACCUUCAGACAUGCACUGGUGUUCCUGUAAAAACUGCAUUUCUAUGCCAACUGCAAGAGAAUGCAAAUGUUGCCAUUUUUAUGCUGACAUUGAGUCAAGGAUUGAAGAGGGAGGAGGAACCUGCAUCACCGAACAUUAG